Penaeus monodon (black tiger shrimp) is the source of this 1162-nucleotide messenger RNA. RefSeq lists its product as uncharacterized. The record is from RefSeq and is a predicted model, not a curated record. Gene Ontology annotation, molecular function: carboxypeptidase activity. Lineage: Eukaryota; Metazoa; Arthropoda; Malacostraca; Decapoda; Penaeidae.
ACUCCCCGUGGGUGGACUCCUCCAUGCUCGCCUACCUCAGCCUGGACGAGAUGCUGCAGGGCACGGGCAGCCUGCGCGUCUCCGCCUCUCCGCUGCUGCACAAGGCCCUCCGGGAGGCGGCGAAGACGGUGGCGUGGCCGGUGGGGGAGGCCAUCAGCGUGCGGGACGGCUGGCGCCUGCAGGAACCCAUCAACAGUGCCGACGUGCACUUCGGCAGCCUGGCUUCGGGGAGCAGCUACGUGAGCUUCGCGGCGCAGCAUGGCGUGCCCUCCGCCCACUUCGUCGUCCUGGGCAAGGAGUGGAGGAGUACGUACGCCCUCCGCCACCAAAGACACUGCGGGUCCUACCGGACUCCUGGAUCCCGAGUACAAGUGGACCUAUAUGUUAGCCUUUUUUCCUUUCCCCCCCGGGUUUGGGGCGUGACGACCCUGGUGCUGAGCGAGAGUCGUCUGCCGCCCGUGGACUUCCGGGAGGUGAGCGGCAGCCUCUAUAACGGGUGGCAGAUGUUCGUCCACGCCCACUCCUCCGCCCUCGCCAGUUCCGGAUACGAUUUCACGGGCGUGCUUGACGCCAUCGAGAAGGAGAUAGAGAUAAUGGAGAGCACGAUGACCUAUCUCACGAAGUGGUAUGACGAUGCGCCCAUCUCCGGAGAUGAUAAGCGAGAUGGUGAUAAGGGAGGCGGUGGUAAGGGAGGCGGUGGUAAGGGAGGCGGUGGUAAGGAUUCGUGCAGCGCCGGCCCUUCGCUCCGGGAGUAUAGGCAAAUCGAGGAGCGGCUGCAGCGCGUGAUGGCCGUGAAGCGAGGCCUGCUGGGGCCGCGCGGCGUGGGGCGCACCUUCACCACCCACCUGAUGGUCGGCCCGGACCCCGAAGACCCGCUUGAGCCCAGCCAGUACCCGCACGCCGCUCGGGCCAUCACUCUCGCCCUGGCCCAGAAGACCCCCUGGGAGAGCGUGCACCAAGAGCUCUCCUACAUCCUGGCCGCGCUCACCGCCUUCCGCGAGCUGUUCGCCUCGGAUGCUGUGCCCGACACCUUCCCCAUUAUCUAGGCAGGGGGCGGGGCUUCUGGCGCUCUCGUUGAUAUCGCUAUUCAUAUUAUUAAUUAUUAUUAUUAUUAUUAUUAUUUUGGUUAUUAUUAUUAUUAUAAUUUUGGUUAUUAUUAUUA